Molecule: messenger RNA, 1872 nt
Organism: Heterobilharzia americana
Lineage: Eukaryota; Metazoa; Platyhelminthes; Trematoda; Strigeidida; Schistosomatidae
Source: the annotation of a GenBank genome assembly
CGCAAAGUUCGGUAAACAAGCUAUUACAUAAAGGCAAAUCAGAGGUCACCCUACUAAAGAUGUACAGAAUAAGCACACAAGCGACAGUCUUUUUGAGGAAAAUAUCUCGACUAAGUAAAGUCAAGUUCAAAUUAAAAUAGAAGAAAGACCUUAAAGGAAUACCGCUGCCAACAUUAUCUUCGGGCCAAAUAGCGCAAUGUUGGGUCACUCACUAUAGAAAAUGUUGGGUGAAAUAAUUUUUAUCGGAUAAGACAGAACAGUAAAUACACAGUCAUUGUGGUUCGGUAACACUCGUGACUGAAGCCUUAAAGGUAUUCCACAUAACCAUUGGACUGUGUAAUGGUAAACACUUUAGACAUCUGCAAUUUUUGAGUACACAUAUCAAGGCAAAACAGCUGAAACCAAAGAGUGCCGAAUUCAACUUACCCCAUCAUUUCUGCUUGUUUUAUCUAGUUUGGAUAUAUAUUUUUUGUGUUGUCCAAUGGAAACAGCCUUCCGUUACGGAGAAAAACCAAUCGAAUUCCAACUUGAACCGGAUGGUGAAUAUUUUUACCUAGCAUCAGAGGUGGGCCGAUACCUUCGAUUGUUUCGUAAAGAACUGUUUAAGAAAUAUCCAAAUCUAUGGAAGCGUUUAGUUACACCAGAAGAAAAGGAAAAGUUAAUUCAAAUGGGUUUGGCAACACAAAUAACUGCUGCCAACGCUAUGCUUUUGCGUACUUAUGAAGUCAAUGAAAUAAUAUGCGAUCAAGAUCGGUUAUCAGAUUUGAAAAAUGUUCUCGCCAUCAAGGAUUGUUCAUCAGCUCCUAGUAAUUUGACUGUAAAUCCUAGUAGUCUAAGAAAUGGUACUACAAGUGGGAAUACUAAAAGCAAUAUUGGUCUUAGUGCUAUCAGUCGGACAAGUCUUAAUUCUAGCGGAAAUUUAACAAUAUCAAAUACAUUGCCUACUGGUUUAAUGAAUACUUCUGGUGUUAUCGAUCAUACAACUACAAGUGGUAAUUUUAAAUCUAGACGAGAUAGCAGAUGGCUGGGAGUUGGUUCAACUCCAAACACAUCAUUUCAUUUAGAUUCUGUUCCUUGUCCAACCCCGAUAAGUCGGUUACGAACAGCUAGACAAACAAGUAAAUCAUUCACAUUUCCAUUUUGUUUGGAUGAUUCUGAUCCGAUUGCUUUUCAUGAGAAUGCUCGUCAACCAGAGUGUUUAGUACCAAUACGUUUAGAUAUAGAAUGUGAUGGUGUAAAAUUACGUGAUUGUUUCACAUGGAAUCGUAAUGAACAAUUAAUUACAUUAGAGCAAAUGGCUGAAGUAUUAUGUGAUGAUCUAGAUUUGAAUCCAAUCAAUUUUGUUCCAGCUAUUGUUAAUGCAAUGCGUCAACAGAUUGAAGCACAUCCAAUGAAUGAUUUUCUUGUUGGACAAACUGAUACACGUGUUAUUAUUCGAUUGAAUAUACAUGUUGGCAAUAUCUCUUUAGUGGAUCAAUUUGAAUGGGAUCUAUCAGAGCCAAAUAAUUCACCAGAACAGUUUGCUUCACGAUUAUGCGCUGAAUUAGGUUUAGGCGGUGAAUUUGUCACAGCUGUUGCUUAUAGUAUACGUGGACAACUUGCUUGGCACCAAAAGAUUUACGCCUUCAGUGAAUCACCUUUGCCAACAGUCGAUAUAGUUUUUCGUAACUCCAAUGAAGCUGAUCAAUGGAGUCCGGUUGUUGAAGUACUGACUGAUGCGGAAAUGGAGAAAAAGAUACGUGAUCAAGAUCGUAAUACAAGACGGAUGCGUCGUUUAGCUAAUGCACAACCAAAUUGGUAAUCAUUAAUCAACUUUUUAGUGUUUUUGUACAUUUUUUGUUCGUUAAUUAAUAUAAAUGGUUUGUACAAAGA